AUGCCAAUAUUGGAUCUUGGUUACAGUUUAGAAGAACUGAUGUUUCCCGAGAAUUAUCAUGAAUAUUAUCUCUAUAAAUUAUCACCCUCAUUAGUGAAUCAUGUACCAGUAUCACCUCAACCAAGUUUUUCAUUUGAAGGUAUGAACUCAAAUUAUGAAACUCGUACAUUAUUUCAUGGGCAAAAGAUCGAAAAUCUCGAAUGGCAAUCGUCAAAACAAACAAAACAUGAUGCGACGUCAGAUGAUAAUACUGCUGCUGUUAGUUCACAAUUGGCAAAUUUUUUAGCCGGUUGUAAUUCUUGUUACACAAGUCAAGUUAAAUCGUUGGAGUCAAAUGAAACAAUUACAGCAUUUUUAUUUCCAAGCUUGUCAAUAAAGGUUUCUCAUGAUAGUUGGCCGUCAGAUUUACCGCUAACAAUACUUCCGUUAAAUGUGGAGCAGCGUUCAUUGAAUUCAAAUCAUCAACUUCCGCCAUCCUCAACAUCAACAAAACAUUCAUCUUCUACUAAUAAUGCAAAUCGUACAAAGUCAUCAAUAAGUACAAGUAGUAGUACUAGUAAUGAUCAUUUAAGUGUUAGUCCAUGUUCAAGUCAAACAAGUUUUCAAGAUAUAUCAACACAUAAAUCAAAAGAUGAUUGUGAAACCAACAGUAAUAGACGUCGAAGAAAACGAACAAUAUUUACGUCAGCUGAUAUUGAAUCAUUAAAAGAAGCAUUUAUUCUCAAUCCAAAACCAAGUCAACAGGAUAUUUUGGCGUUGUCUGAAUUACUUGGUCAUGAUGCCUAUGUUAUUCGUGUAUGGUUCUACAACAAACGGCAAGCAACAAAGAAACGUUCAUCGACGAGUUUAGCAGGUAGUAGUAUAGUCGAUGAUAAUCUAACAUUUGAUUUAUAG
Didymodactylos carnosus is the source of this 894-nucleotide messenger RNA. NCBI's taxonomy places the organism in Eukaryota, Metazoa, Rotifera, Eurotatoria, Philodinida, Philodinidae. The record is from the annotation of a GenBank genome assembly.